Cherax quadricarinatus is the source of this 4553-nucleotide messenger RNA. NCBI's taxonomy places the organism in Eukaryota, Metazoa, Arthropoda, Malacostraca, Decapoda, Parastacidae. The record is from RefSeq and is a predicted model, not a curated record.
AUGGUUGACAAAGGUAACAUCACCUUUGGUCAGUCUCAGGACUUGGGCAGGAAGCAUAGAUUACCUCUAAUGAUUGACAAAGGUAACAUCACCUUUGGAGAGUCUCAGAAGUGGGGUAGGAAGCAUAGAUUACAGCCAACGGUUGACAAAGGUAACAGCCCGUUGGUCUCUUCCCCAGCAGAUGUCAGGUCGUAUGACGACAAGACGGUGGUGAUCAAGGAGCUGGUCGUUCCUGACAAUCCCAGUGAUGGGGACGACGUUACGCUCACCUGUCGUUUCGAGCUGACUGGUUACAACCACAGAUUGUACACAGUCAACUGGUGGAGAGGCAAGGAUCAGUUCUACACCUACAAAGGAACUAACUACGAUCACAAGCACGCCUACACCUUCCGUGGUAUACAAGUGAAGAAGGAAGAGUCGACGGACGAGUCUGUGGUUCUCAAGAACGUGUCAGAGGACACUUCGGGUGUUUUCAAGUGCGAGGUGAUGGGGGAGGGUCCCUCCUUUCGCACGGCAGUUGAAACCAAGACUAUGACUGUUAUAGUGCCACCCAAACAAGUUGAGAUCCACUCCUGGGCCAACCCCGACCCUCCUACAUACCGUGCUGGAGAGACCAUCCAGAUCAACUGUACUGCUAGAGGAACCAAGCCAAGAGCACAUAUUACGUGGAAAAUCAAUGGAAGACCGGUGAGAGACCUCAACGUGGUAAGGUACGCGGACUUCGAGGACCACCGUGGUCGUGUGACCUCCACCCUGGGUCUUCGCUGGAUGGCACCAGAAUACUUCCACAACAACCUGGCCAGAGUCACCUGCACGGCUACUGUUGGAGAUCACUCUAACGCAGCCUCCAAAGACAUAUACCUAGACCCAGCCUCCAGCGCCGCCUUCAAUCACCCAUACGGCUCUGCGGGACAUCAUCUGCCAACCACUUGGACUAUCGUCAGCCUCACCUUCUUCCAUGUAGUCCGGAGUCUGCCCUAGAAGUCUGCCCUAGGAGUCUGCCCUAGGAGUCUGCCCUAGGAGCCUGCCCUGGGAGUCUGCCCUAGGAGCCUGCCCUGGGAGUCUGCCCUAGGAGUCUGCCCUGGGAGUCUGCCCUGGGAGUCUACCCUAGGAGUCUGCCUAGGAGUCUGGCCUAGGAGCCUGCCCUAGGAGCCUGCCCUAGGAGUCUGCCCUAGGAGUCUGCCUAGGAGUCUGGCCUAGGAGCCUGCCCUAGGAGUCUGCCCUAGGAACCUGCCCUAGGAGUCUGCCCUAGGAGUCUGCCCUGGGAGUCUGCCCUAGGAGCCUGCCCUGGGAGUCUGCCCUAGGAGUCUGCCUAGGAGUCUGGCCUAGGAGCCUGCCCUAGGAGUCUGCCCUAGGAACCUGCCCUAGGAGUCUGCCCUAGGAGUCUACCCUAGGAGUCUGGCCUAAGAGUCUGCCCUAGGAGCCUGCCCUUGGAGUCUACCCUAGGAACCUGCCCUAGGAGUCUGCCCUAGGAGUCUACCCUAGGAGUCUGGCCUAGGAGUCUGCCCUAGAAGCCUGCCCUAGGAGUCUACCCUAGGAACCUGCCCUAGGAGUCUACCCUAGGAACCUGCCCUAGGAGUCUACCCUAGGAGCCUGCACUAAGACAAGCACUAUCAAAAAGGAGAUAGAGACGAAGAGACCGUCUCUCCCGUGUGUGUGUUAUAUUUUUAUUGUUUAUCUCAGCCAGUCCACAGGCCUACUCUCCUGGGCCUAUAGAAUAGUCUUGUGGUUUGGUCCUGCAGUAUGGUCCUGCAGUAUGGUCCUGCAAUAUGGUCCUGCAGUAUGGUCCUGCAGUAUGGUCCUGCAAUAUGGUCCUGCAGUAUGGUCCUGCAGUAUGGUUCUGCAGUAUGGUCCUGCAGUAUGGUCCUGCAAUAUGGUCCUGCAGUAUGGUCCUGCAGUAUGGUCCUGCAAUAUGGUCCUGCAGUAUGGUCCUGCAAUAUGGUCCUGCAGUAUGGUCCUGCAGUAUGGUCCUGCAGUAUGGUCCUGCAGUAUGGUCCUGCAGUAUGGUCUCUGCAGUAUGGUCCUGCAGUAUGGUCCUGCAGUAUGGUCCUGAAGUAUGGUCCCUGCAGUAUGGUCCUGCAGUAUGGUUCUGCAGUAUGGUUCUUGCAGUAUUAUCCCUGCAGUAUGGUCCUGCAGUAUGAUCCCUGCAGUAUGGUCCUGCAGUAUGGUCCUGCAGUAUGGUCCUACAGUAUGGUCCUACAGUAUGGUCCUGCGUUAGGCUGGAAAUACAACAUAAAAUUCCCCUCAUUACGUCACAGUCUCCAGCUGGACAACAAGAGGAGACACACACAUACUAAGCUACGAAAUGAUGCUCAAUAGUAACCCAGAGAAGUACUGGUCUUUAUUCUGGGAGGGAGAAAGGGGAGGAAAAGGGGAGGGGAGAGAACUUGGGUUCCGAACCCCUCAAGAAAGGGGCUGCAAAUAUGUGGGUUAUGAACAGCCCAUAUUCUUCUUCUCUCCUCCCCCCUCCCAUCUCUCUCCCUCUCUCCCUCUCUAUCUAUCUAUCUAUCUAUCUAUCUACCUAUCUAUCUAUCUAUCUAUCUAUCUAUCUAUCUAUCUAUCUAUCUGUCUGUCUAUCUAUCUAUCUAUUUAUCUAUCCAUCUUACGUUCUUCGCAUUCAUUUAUUUGCGCUAGCAUUCUUCUUCUUUUCCACCUCAGUAUCGUGAUUUAUUCCUCCCGGCUUGAAUAAACUGGUGAGAGUAACAAAAAAAUGCACUUUCCUCCUCCACCUCAUGAAUUCAUUGCCUGCAAAUGAACUCUGGGAGAAGCAAGGAAGAGAGUUUGAGUGCAGGAUGCAGCCUCAACCACCACUGGCGCUCUCAGCCUCUCCCUCCACACCGGUAAUUUCCAAGACGGGAGAGACAGGAGUUGACAGAUGAAGCGGGAAUGCAUUUAGUGAUGAGCUUUUGUUAUGGACUGCAUCCGGCUCUUUGUACAGCUUCAUUAAGUCAUGAAUAGAGAUCCAUCAAGAGCCAGGUGCAUAGUACAGGUUUGAUAUGCACUGAAAAUGUCUUAUGCCAUAGGUAAAGAGGCAGCACCUGCUGUCUUAGUGCCAGCGUGCAGGUGAGUGAGACAUACAAGGCUGUGUUGCGGUCAAGAACUUAAUUUUCUAUAGUUCUCCGGGAUAACUUAACACUGCCUGGUGUACCUUGUGUCAUCCAGCAGGCAUUUAUCGUUCCUGAUGGGGAAGCAGUCAAGCAGACAGAGAGAGAGAACUGGCAGUUUUGCCAACUGACAGCUGCUGCCUGUAUCUCUGAAGAGACACACAAAACAGUUAUAUUUUGCCAAUGUUUUGAGUUAAAUUCUGAAAGUGAUGAACAACUACUGGAAUGGAAGCUGUAGUCUGUGACCUCGUCCAGGUUAAUACAUGACCCAUGAACUGUGUAAAAUAUUCAGAUGUAAUCCACUGUGGGUUACAAAUAAAUUAUGAUUAAGACACAUGUCCAACAGUUUCGUAUCUUUACUGUUAAAACGUUAUCGCCUACACAGUAGGCUUCUUCAGUCAAAUAUGGAGGCAGCAGGAGUAGCAGCCAAGUAAAGUUGAUGUAAUCAGUCUAUCAACCUUGAAGAAACUAGUAUUUGAGGUGGUCAGUCCCUCAGCCUGGAGACGAAUUCUGCUCCAUGGUCUGGAACAAGGUGGUCAGUCCCUCAGCCUGGAGAAGAAUUCAGCUCCAUUGUCUGGAACAAGGUGGUCAGUCCCUCAGCCUGGAGAAGAAUUCUGCUCCAUUGUCUGGAACAAGGUGGUCAGUCCCUCAGCCUGGAGAAGAAUUCAGCUCCAUUGUCUGGAACAAGGUGGUCAGUCCCUCAGCCUGGAGAAGAAUUCAGCUCCAUUGUCUGGAACAAGGUGGUCAGUCCCUCAGCCUGGAGAAGAAUUCAGCUCCAUUGUCUGGAACAAGGUGGUCAGUCCCUCAGCCUGGAGAAGAAUUCAGCUCCAUUGUCUGGAACAAGGUGGUCAGUCCCUCAGCCUGGAGAAGAAUUCAGCUCCAUUUCUGGAACAAUUAGAAAGACAUCAAGAAUAAAAACACCCAACUGUUCCACAUGUGUCUUAAUCAUCAACUUGUCAGUAUUUUAUACCAUUUUCAACAUUUAAAUUAAUAAUAACUGGUGACAGGAUGAGAUGGUAGAUGUGAUACUGACUAUUAUUUAUCUUUUUACCGAGAAAGACACAGGAAGAACAACGAAUAAUUCUGAGGAAAUGUAUUAUUUUUCCCUCAGUAGAGCGUUUAUCUGGCCCCGUUUAGAGCUUUGCAAAGCUCCUUAUCUCCCCCUGCCUUCCAGCCUGGCAUUCAUACUUCUAAAGCUCAAUGGGCUACAGGCUUCGACUCCCCUCCUGUCUUUAAGGCUCAGUUACUGCCGCCUCAACACACCAAAAGCCUCCUUACUGAUCUGGUUUUAAUUUUCAAUCCCCCUCUUUUUUUCCUAGGAGUCUAAAAUGAACUGAAAAAUUUUGGAUGUGGAGAAAGUGGCUAAGAUAUAAUACAUAAAUCAGAAGUGAUGAAUUUUGGAUUUGUGUGUGUGUAUGUAUGUGUGUGUGUGUGUGUGUGUGUGUGUGU